Messenger RNA from Mytilinidion resinicola, 1284 nucleotides. RefSeq lists its product as uncharacterized. Bases 1 to 1284 code for a protein of 427 amino acids. NCBI's taxonomy places the organism in Eukaryota, Fungi, Ascomycota, Dothideomycetes, Mytilinidiales, Mytilinidiaceae. The record is from RefSeq and is a predicted model, not a curated record. The transcript has a single exon.
AUGCCUCCCCACAUCGUCCUCCUCGGCACCUGCGACACCAAACUCCCCGAACUCCUCUACCUCCGCUGCCGCAUCCUCACUCACUCCCCCUCCGCCCGCAUAACCCUCAUCGACGUUGGCCGCACGCCCUCCUCCGACCCCGCUGUCACGAUACCCCAAUCCCAGCUUCUCGAAUACCAGCCUUCCUCCCCGACGCGUCUUGACGCGGAUGCCCUCCAAAACCUCCCCCGCGGCGAGCUGCUAGACAAAAUCUCCAAGCUCGCAACCGCAUGCCUUCUCGAUCUCCUCUCAGAAGACCCAAUACACGGCGUCGUCGCGGCUGGUGGGAGCGGCAACACAUCCGUCGCGGCUGCCGUGAUGCAGGCGUGUCCAGUCGGGCUGCCUAAGCUGCUCGUUUCAACCGUCGCGAGUGGAGAUGUGGGACCCAUUGUGGGCGAGUCAGAUAUCUGCCUCAUGUACAGUGUCGUGGAUGUUGCGGGGCUGAACAGUGUGCUGAGGAGCGUGCUGGAUAAUGCUGCUGGCGCGAUUGCGGGGAUGGCGGCGGCGUAUAAGGUGCGGGAGGAAGAGAAGGCGAAGGAGGAGGGAGAGAAGAAGAUACAGGUGGGCAUAACCAUGUUUGGGGUUACGACGCCGUGUGUGGAUGUUGCGCGGAAGCGGUUGGAGGAAAACGGGUGUGAGGUCUAUGUGUUUCAUGCUACAGGGCAUGGGGGAAGGGCUAUGGAGAGACUCGUUGAUGAAGGGGCACUAGACGCGGUGCUGGACGUCACAACAACGGAGAUUUGCGACCACUUAUUUGGCGGCAACAUGAGCGCUGGUCCGGAUCGACUGCUGGCUGCGGCAGAGAGGGGCAUUCCAUACAUUGUCUCGCUCGGAGCGUGUGACAUGGUCAACUUCGGCCCAAGAGACACAGUGCCAGAGAAAUUCAAAGACCGGAAUCUGCUGGUUCAUAACUCGAUGGUAACGCUUAUGCGGACAAGCGAAGAGGAGUGUAAACAGGUGGGUGCUUGGAUCGGGGAGAGACUGAAAGAAUCCGCCAAAGUCCCUUCGAUGGUCCAGGUUUGGAUGCCACUCCAUGGUGUCAGCGUGCUUGAUGUUGAAGGCGCGCCCUUUCACGAUCCCAAAGCCGAUGAAGCUUUGUGGAGGUCCCUGGGACGGAAGAUGGAAGGGUCAGAAAUCAUAGCCGAUGACUGGCCGAUGAACAUUAACGAUGAGAGAUUUGCGACUAAAAUUGCAGACAGAUUGCUACAGCUUAUCCUAACCCAUGAAGGAUCCUUAUGUUCCUAG